AUAUCUGUUAAUUUGAGUGGGGUUAUUUUGUGUGUUAGCAUCUAGAAAUGAUGACUUAAAUGUAAUUUAACCUUUAAACAAAUUAUUUUUAUACUUUAAGCAAAAUUGGAAUGUCAUACAUAAAUGGAAUUUUAUAUGGAAAUUUUUGAUUUUGUACAAUGCAAAAAGAAUUCAUACCAAACCGAGGAGGGCAAGCACAUUAUCAAAAUCAACAGGUAGGGAACUAUCCACCUGUUAUGCAAAGUCAAAUGCCGCAAGUGUAUGUGCAAAAUGGCCAAUCUAUACGAAUGCCUCAAAUGACUCAAUUCACUAAUGCACAGUCAUAUGUUCCAAUUCAGAAUACACAAUAUGCUCCUCGUGGCUACAUGCAGCCUCAAUAUAAUGCACAAUAUCAGUAUCAGCCACAGCCUUACUUCACUCCUCGAGGUGGACAAUAUCAUUCAGUAUAUGUGGUACCACAAGGACAAUUUCCUGUACAACAGUCAAUUGCUACAAGCCAAAAUCAACAUAUAACUGGUCAGCGCAUGUACAAUCAAAUCCCUACUCCUCAACAACCAACUCCACAGCAUACUUAUGUAGCACCUCAAGAGCAGGCGCCACAACAGAAAAAAAGGCCUGCUAUUGUUUUAAAAGAUCCUACAACAGGAAAAGAUGUGACAAAUAUAAUUUUAAAAAAAGUUGAUAAAACUACUCCAAGUAGUGGGUAUUCCAGUGCAUCAAGUACACCACCUUUACCCCAAGAUGAUAAAAAAGCUAAAAUACAGGCAGAAUUCGCAGAAAAGGUUGCUGCAGUGGCAUCAAGCUCAAGUCCAUCUCAAACCGACGUUAAAACAGUUUAUAAUGGAAAAUCAUCAGAAGUCACAUCAAAUACAGAUGCAGUACAGCCAUUAACUUUAUCCAUGGAAAGCAAACCUGUAAAAAUUACAAAACCUCCACAAACAGAAAAUUUGCAUAAAUCCAAAGCAUCAGAAAAUGCAAUUGAACAUAAACAAAAUGAGGUAGAAUUUAAAACAAAAGAAGUAAAAGUAGAUGAGAAAAAAUCUUUAACUGAUAACUCUGAAAAACUUGAAAGCUCUGAAAAACUUGAAAGCUCUGCGAAAGUCGAAAGCUCUGAAAACAUUGAAAGCUCUAAAAAAGUUGAAAACUCUAAAGAUAUUGAGAGCUCUGAGAAAGUUGGGGACUCUGAAAAAGUUGAAACCCUAAAAAAAGAUGUCUUAAUACAAAGUGAAAACACAAUUAAAGCGAGCAUUGCUGAAGACAGCAAACAAAUAAUACAAAAAACCGUUGUUGAAGAAACGGUCACUAGCCAGGUUGAAGAUGUGUUGGAAGCCCAACCAGAGAAAGGCAUGCAAGAUAACUCUCAGAAUGAUAAUAAUACAAUUGAACAGGAGGAUUCAGAAAAACCUGUUUCAGCAUUUAGUACAGUUUCAGUACCCAAGAAAAAGAAGCCUAAGAACAGAUUUAAAGAUAUGGAUGCUAAAGAUUCAGCAAACAACAAUGAUAUGCUAAGUGCAUUUGUUGAUAACCCUGUAGAGGAAAAAAUUGUUAAGCAGCCUGAAGCUCCAAAAGUUCUUGAAAAGGCUCCAGAAGAUAAAACAUGGGAGGAAAAGGAAAAAAGUAUAGAAAAAGAAGUCAUCAGAAACGAAGACGCAGAAGAACCAGAAAUACUUCCAAAAAGAACUGAAACAAAAAUCAUUAAAUCAGAAGAUACACCGAAUACAACAAUUUCUGAUGAUGAAAAGCUCCAAUAUGAUCGAGAUUUUCUUCUCAAGCUUCAAUUUGCAUCUAUAAGCACCUCAAAACCUCAAGGACUACCUGAUAUAGAUAUUGUGUUAAAUCAGGCUCAUGCACCUGUAAAAGCAUUGGUUCCUGGACAAAGGAUUUCUGCACCAAACGAUUUUAUGCCCCAAUUUAUGCGCUCCACAAGUGGUGGCAGGUCAUCUUCUGGUGGAAGAUCAAAAGGAAGUGGAGGUGGACGUGGAGAAGGGCGACCAAAAAAAGUAAUACAAGCUCCAGUAUUCCAAAAAGUGGAAUUAAAAAAAUCAGAGAAUGCCUGGGUUAGGCCUAAAGACCAGGAUAAGGAAUUACCAGAAGAAGAGAAAAUAACAAAAGAACUGGAGCGUAAUGUUAGAAGUGUACUUAAUAAACUCACACCUCAAAAGUUCAAGACUUUGGUCGCUAAAAUGUUAGAAUUGAAUAUAGAUAAUGCAAAGAAAUUAGAAUCAGCCAUAGAUUUAAUUUUUGAAAAGGCUGUUAGUGAACCUGGUUUCAGCGUUGCAUAUGCCAACAUGUGCAGAGUUCUUACCGAUAACUUCAAAUUUUCUGCUACAAAUACAGCCGAAAAAACGUCGACAAGUACAGUUACGUUUAGAAAGGUUUUACUAAAUAAAUGUCAAAAGGAAUUUGAAAAAGAGAGUUCAGAUGAAAAAUUGUUGGAGGAAGAUAGGCUGAAAAAGUUUGAAACAGAAGAAGAGAAAAAGGCAUGGAAAGAAGAACUUGAUUAUAGAGAAAUGAUGAAUAGAAGAAGAAUGCUUGGAAAUAUCCGUUUCAUAGGUGAACUAUUUAAAUUAAAGAUGAUUUCAGAAAAUAUCAUGCAUGAUUGUAUUUUAAAACUGCUGCGAGCCGAAAAGCAAGACUCUUUAGAAGACCAACUGGAAUGCUUAUGCAAGCUUUUGUCAACAAUAGGAAAAGACCUCGAUCAUGCAAAAGCUAAGCCAAGAAUGGACCAGUACUUUGUUCAAAUUAACAAAAUAAUAGAGAAAAAGAAAAUAUCCUCUCGCAUAAAAUUUGCCCUGCAAGAUGUAAUGGAUCUCAGAGUGAGAGAUUGGGUGCCAAGACGCGAUGAAGGAAACCCCAAAACCAUUGAUCAAAUUCAUAGGGAGGCUAUACAGAAGGAGAAAAAAGAGGAAAUGGCUCGUCAGCAAGACAAAUUGCAACGAAAACUAGAACCAAGAGGCGGGAGAGGUGGACGAGAUAGUCCAAAUGUACGAUCAGGUGGCCCAAGUAGUGAUGGGUGGACAAAUGUUGCUGGUAAAUCAAAUCGUAGUACAACACCAAUUGUUGCUAGUAAAUUUAAAUUGACAAAGAAAGUUACAGAUUCAAAUGAGAUUUCGCUUGGACCAGGUGGUGGUAAACCUGGAGCAUGGUCAAGAGGUGCAAGUGGUGGUGGUAGCAGAUCUGGUUCUGGUGCCAACACCCCUACCAGUGAAUUCGAGCAAAGGCCUAAUAGAUAUGAUCUUCUCGCUGAUCAAAGUAUGAUGCCAACACCAUCUGAUGGAAAAUCACGUGGAGGUCGUAAUAAUGUGCCAUCACGCAGAGGAACUCCAACAAGUGGUGGUGGACGCAUGGGUAGUGACGAUGGCCGCACUUCUGCUUUACGAGCAGUUAAAGAUAUGACUAGUCGAUCAAGUAGGAACUCGUCACCAGCUCGUUCAAGUCCAUCUGAAGAAACGUACAGUGCACCUUCGUCAGGCACACAAACUCCAGUUGAAAAAUCACAAUCGCCAGUUGCAUUGAUUACAGAAGAAAAGAUGAGAAAAACUACUAAAUCAACUGUGGAAGAAUAUUUGAGUUGUAGAGAUGUGAAGGAAGCUCUGUUGUGUAUAAAAGAAUUGAGUUGUCCGUCAAUGCAUCAUGUAUUUGUUGAAGAGAGCAUUUGCGUUGUCCUUGAAAAAAAACCCGAACAUCGUCGUCUUGUUGGCACAUUGCUGCAUUAUUUUAUUAGGGAGCAGUUACUUAGCACAGAAGAUAUGUGUCAAGGGUUUGCGUCCAUGGUUGAACUUGCACAAGAUUUGGCAUGUGAUGUGCCGUUAAUAUACAAAUAUCUUGGUGAAGUUCUUGGGCCAGUCGUAUAUGAUGGAACCCUACCUUUAAACAAAGUAAAAGACACGCUAGAACCACUCGUUCAACGAAGUAAAGCAGGACUUGUAAUGGCUGAAGCGUUGUCUGUGGCUGUUGAACUGGCUGGGAAGGAAGAUUCCGUUGUAGCUUUAUGGUGUGAAUCUCGUGUCACAUGGGAUAUGCUUUUGAAUAACGAUGAAAAUGUCGAAACAUUUGUAAAAGAAAAGAAAAUGGAAUUUACUCUAAAGACAGUCUCCACGCAGUCAUCUCCAAGUCAUUCCAGUCAGAUACAAGAAGAAAUGCUAAAAAUAUUUAAGGAAAAAGAAGACGUAACGAAUGAAAUUAUGAACCUGAUCACGAAUAAAGUGCCUGCUGAGCAGCAAUCUUCUCCAGAUUUCAUUCGACAAUUGACUGGAGUUGUUUGCAAUUCCACUAUAUCAACCUCAGAUAAUUCAACUACGUGCUCCUGUAAUAAAGAACUAUUAAAGAAGCGAAGUAAUAUUAUGCGCCGCUACAUCAAUAAGAAUAGGACGCUAGAGCUACAUGCAUUAUACGUUCUUCAAGAGUUAGUGACAGAUUUGAACCACCCUCGAGAUCUGCUGCGAGUGUUGUUUGAAGAAUUGUAUCAUGCGGAAGUGAUAUCUGAAGAAGCCUAUUACGAUUGGGAGGACAGUAAAGAUUUCCCGGACGGCAAAGGUGUUGCGCUUAGCACUGUUAAGUCAUUUUUAGAAUGGUUAAAAAAAGCAGAGGAGGAACAGAAUGAAGAGGACGUUAGCGCAACACUGACGACAAAUGUUGCAUAAAUAAAUUUAGUGGCUUGAGGUUAAAAUUUAUACAGUAAAAUAUUUUGGAUAGCUUCUACGUGUCAUUAGCGCUUCUUUUUCUGGAUUUACAAAUUUACAUAUAAUUUUUAUUUUUUGUUUUCAAGUAUGCAAAUGCUUUACAGCCGUUUGGUUCGCGUUUAAUUUUCUUUUUUAUCAUCGCCAUUUUUUUUUUUUGCAAAUACUUUCGACCCUACUCCCUUGAUAUAAAUUUUAUGUGAAACAGUUCUCAAUGUGUUUUUGUACGUGUCCUCUUGCCGUGUUAUUAUUGUACUGUGUCUGUUUCGUGAAAUACUUCAGCGUUUUGGUCGACAAACAAAAAAAAAAUUAUCAAGCUACAUAUUGUCUAACCAAACGUGAUACUUUUUUGUAAAAUAAUUUAUGUGAAGAUUAGUGGAUCGGUUAUUUAAGCGAUCUGCUUGAAAGCCUUUUUUGCGAUACUGCGCAUUUGUAGAUUUCGGUAACGUAAAAAAAAAUAAAAAAAAUUCAACCGUUUAGAUUCAAGCGGGAAGUCUCCAUUAUUGUAUUUCAGAUAUAGAUUAUAUUGUAUUUUUUAUGAGAAAAUACAGAAAAUAUGGUUUGGCCAACAA
This is a messenger RNA of Hydractinia symbiolongicarpus, 5251 nucleotides long. RefSeq names its product eukaryotic translation initiation factor 4 gamma 1-like. Gene Ontology annotation, molecular function: translation initiation factor activity; mRNA binding; protein binding. NCBI's taxonomy places the organism in Eukaryota, Metazoa, Cnidaria, Hydrozoa, Anthoathecata, Hydractiniidae. The transcript is spliced from 25 exons. The record is from RefSeq and is a predicted model, not a curated record. Bases 159 to 4643 code for a protein of 1494 amino acids. Gene Ontology annotation, cellular component: eukaryotic translation initiation factor 4F complex.